This is a messenger RNA of Malaya genurostris, 2852 nucleotides long. RefSeq names its product serine-rich adhesin for platelets. The coding region runs from base 409 to 2016 and encodes 535 amino acids. The record is from RefSeq and is a predicted model, not a curated record. NCBI's taxonomy places the organism in Eukaryota, Metazoa, Arthropoda, Insecta, Diptera, Culicidae. The transcript is spliced from 9 exons.
GUCGUCGCGUACGGAGUGCCGUUGAAAAAGUAGUCUCGUGAAUGCCACGCCAGAGUGACGUUUGGUACAUAUUUCUUUCCAAAUUGUGAUAGAUCAGAAAAUUGGACUGUAAAACAUCAACAUCGCGACACGACCUCCAGGAAGUGUGUUUCAGGAAAGUAACAGCAUUGAAGAAUAUAAAAUAAAAUCGUUUCUGAUCGUCAAAGUGCAUUAUUGAUUAAUCUGGGAAAUAGUUACAUUGAAAGUGUUUACCGGGAAAAGUGUGCUGCAAUCUAGUUGUCUCACGGUGAUAAAUCAAUUCAAGUGGUAUCCUGUAUUCGUACGCCCGCCCUGGGAAGCGGAGAUUUUCUUCGUUGAUUUUGAAUCGUAACUAAAGAACUGAUUCGAAGUCAGAGAUUCAGGAUAAUAAUGAAGCUAAUAUUUUUAUUAAUAGUGCUGCUUCCAGUGAUGGUUCAGCCCAAACCAGCUACUACCUCACUUGACGAAACCGGUGGUAGACCAUCGAGUGUGGCAGAAGACCGAGCAGAUCUCACGAGGAACAGGCGUUCUGGACUGAGUUUAGUUUCCGGUCUCAAAAGUACACUACUAUCAGGGAUUGGACGAGCCUCGGCUUCACUAGCGGCCAGCAGCAGUGGGUCUGCUUCCUCUUCACUCGCUAUGCACUCUUCGGGUGGGGCGUUGGGUGGGGCGUCGGGUGCUUCGUCGAGUGCAGGACACUCGUACGAAAAACCUCACGAGGAACCUCACUUCGACGGAUGGGGCUUGAAGAAAUCAAUUUUAAAUACACUGUUCCAGGCAGUAAAAGCCAUCACCGGUGGUAUAACGAUCCUGAAGGGGCAGCUCAUCAAAGGAUCCGGAUACGCAGUCAGUGGCUUGGGUAAAGUGGUCGCUGCCGGAGGAGAUGCAGUAUCGGACGUAGGCAAGAAGAUUACAUCAUCCGCGAGCCUCGCACCAUCAGCUCACUCGAUUCAUCCAUUCGCCAAGUUGAGUGGCUCGCUAUCAUCUGGCUCGGCGGGUUUGGUUUCAUCUGCAUCCUCUUCGUCUUCUGGUUCUUCAUCAUCGUCUGGACACCACACAGGACCAUCAAGUGAAAGUUUCACCAGCUACGAAUCUCACGGUAGCUACGGACACGACUCCCACAAUUCUCCUUCAGCGGCUGCUUAUCUACCACCAAAAGCGACCAGUUAUUACAAAACACCAUUGACAUCGUAUGGAACCGAGAUCGAAUCCGUCGCAUACCCGACGGCGUCGCAUUACUUACAUAAAACGGGAAAGCCUAGUGUUGUUGAGGCCUCGGACGUAUUAAGGGAAAUUUUGAAACAAAAAGUACCGACCGCGAUGGGUCACAGCUACAACAAUUAUGAGUCAACAGGACCGAUGAAAUACGAGAAGAAGGUCGUUUCCCAACAUGUCAUUCCAAAUGAUCCCUAUCCCCCACCGUUCCGACCACUGAAGAACAGCAAUUACCUGUCGCAACUAUACGGUUUACCCCAUGGUCAUAUCGAUUCCGUUACCCACUCCCAGUCGAUUACGACUUCCUUCGGUACAUCACAGAAUUCACCAUACAUAGAUGAAACUGAGUCCCUAUAUCCACCUUCCUUUGACAUCUACCGAUCCAUGAGCGUGAAGAAUGCCGGUAAGAAAGAAAACACCAUUUCUGAAUCCUUUUCCAGUCAAACCGAUCCUCGUUCGAAAUCGGCUCACAGUAGCUCAAUUAUCCACCCAAGCACUAACUCUGUAUCCCUGUACCUAUCUCCACCGAAAUCGUCCGCACUGACAGCUGAUAAAGAAGACUCCCUAGUUCACCAACAACAACUACGCGAUCUCAGCCAAAAGCUGGGCCCUGGUAUCGAAGUACAAAAAUCAUUGGCUUACGAACUCACGGAUAAUGUUCGAUCUACAAACAACGCACCCACAGAACAAGACUUGAAACGACGGUUGAAUGACAAACGCGAGAUUGGUGAACCGAACAGUAGUAGCUCUGUAAGUCAAGAAUCGACGAAGCAACGACAAUAAAGACUAGAAGACUUCCGGAGAGCCGACGGACUAGUACCAUACAUAGGCAAUCGACUUUGUCUAUAAGAAUCAUACGAAACGCGUAUAAACUGAACAAAGAUAAUGAUGACUACGCCAAAAUCAUUGUAGGUUAAACCAUUCAACAUUCCACUGCAUCGCAACAUCACGCAGAAAGGACGAACGACUGUUAGUAAGAAAUAUGCCAUCACAAAAAUUACAAUACUCAAAUAUUUGAAAAUCACACCAUGAUUGAUUUUCCUUCCGCCGUACACAUUUGGGCCCGAGCUGAAAAUACAUACAUAAAAUAAGCUGUUACUACCAAACUGGUUGCCGCAUGUCGAGUCACUGGCAGUUCGCUUUGCAGCUGUGAACACACGGUUUUCUUGAUCGACUUUGGAAAUAUUUACAUACUGCUCUGAUUUUCACCAUUUCGUCUCGACCAAACAACACCGAGUCGCAGUGCCACUAACCAACAAUAGAUGCAUACUUACUUAACCAGAAAGCAGGAAAAAAUGAAAAAACACGAUUGAUUGAGACACGAAAAAACGCUUUCCUCACCCACGCAGGACCCACCUGAUUCUGACGGAACGCAACCAGCUAUGAGCUUGCAGGAAACCAAUUCUAGUGAUAUAACGAUGUCUGCCUUACUCAUCUUCAUCUUCAAUGUAAUAGUGAAUGGAAUUCGCACUGUGUAUAAGUAGUUAUUUAAAUGUACGUUUAUGUUACAAUUGACCAGUUAGAGUUACCAUCAAAUGGUUAUUAGGUGCUACUGUUACAGACAGCCGAAUCCAGUGAAAAUCCUCCCCUCUGAAUAUUUAUUGUUUUUAUUGCGUUAA